AUGCUGGGGGGCCUCCCCUCCCACCUCCUCCAGCGCCAGGGCUCCUCCGCAGACUCAGGCCGCAUCGUGCACGCGCUGUUCGCGCCGGCCCCCAAGGAGCGCUUCUGCCCGCCCGGGCACCACGCGCUGCCCGCAGCGGGCAGGCCUGGCAGCCACCACCACGCGUGAUCUGGCGCAACUCAGCCGCAACAUGCGCAUGCAGCGACACCAAUUCAGACCGGUCGCGCAUGCAUGCGCGACUUCUACACAUCCAGCCACUCAAAACGCGCCAGCUCUGCAGCCCAGAGCUUCAGCACGUUUAUGUGUGGCCUGUCUCACUGUGGAUGGUCCUCCGGCUUGCAGACGAAGCUGCUGCUGCUGGUGAUGGAGCAGGAAACAUUGAUUGUUCUAUUUUGUGACAAGAGGAUUUUGUGAUGGCACUCAGCCGAUGAGGCGCCGCGAUGAUGAUGUGGCAGAGCACGCUGGCUGCCGAGGGAAGUGAUGAGAGAAAGGCUAUUUGAUUUGUACAGAGAAAAUUCUCGGUGCAGGGCCGGCAGACUUCAGGCCGCAGUGUGUGGCUCAAGUCUGGGGCCCUGCACGCAAUCCCCCUGGCCCAGGGGUCUUGACGAGGGCGGGGGGUUCUUCUGGUUGCAUUCCUCUGGUCAUUAGUAACCAGACAACCUUUAAGUGGGGCACCCUACUACAGCAUGC
This is a messenger RNA of Coccomyxa subellipsoidea C-169, 690 nucleotides long. RefSeq lists its product as hypothetical. NCBI's taxonomy places the organism in Eukaryota, Viridiplantae, Chlorophyta, Trebouxiophyceae, Coccomyxaceae. The record is from RefSeq and is a predicted model, not a curated record. The coding region runs from base 232 to 414 and encodes 60 amino acids. The transcript is spliced from 2 exons.